Aspergillus heteromorphus CBS 117.55 is the source of this 2121-nucleotide messenger RNA. RefSeq names its product homeobox domain-containing protein. The record is from RefSeq and is a predicted model, not a curated record. Gene Ontology annotation, cellular component: nucleus. Gene Ontology annotation, molecular function: DNA-binding transcription factor activity; RNA polymerase II transcription regulatory region sequence-specific DNA binding. The transcript is spliced from 4 exons. Gene Ontology annotation, biological process: animal organ morphogenesis; embryo development; cell differentiation. Bases 210 to 1964 code for a protein of 584 amino acids. NCBI's taxonomy places the organism in Eukaryota, Fungi, Ascomycota, Eurotiomycetes, Eurotiales, Aspergillaceae.
CUGCGCUUCUUCAGCAAGCGCCCCGACAGCUCGUGCAGACCCACCCUCUUCUCCCUUGGCUGCGAUCCUGGUCGCAGCUUCUAUCUACCUAUCUAUCUAUCUGCAUCCAGAUUUAAACUGCAGUGCGCCGAAUCUCCCACCUCUGAGGGUGUAUGCGCUAGAUCUGCAUUGUUGUGAUAUUUACAUGGUGUAACCGUGUCACAUCUACCAUGUCACUCAGCGGACCCUGUGUCUGGUUGUCCUCGUUGUCGCCACCUUCCGGUUCACAUCUACCUGCCAUAACGAGUCACUGGUCGACAGCACCCUGGAACAGUGACCAAGCCUCAUCCAGACCAAGGGCUUUGCCGCCCAGGCUGCCCGGGUCGUGGGAGAAGGAGAGUGAGCCAGCAAAGCCGCCCUCCAUCGACAUGCAGCCGGCUGCGCUGAAGGCUGAGAAUGCCUUCACAACCGUAGCUCCGGCGGGGACGUCGAGCCCAGUCCAGCAUGCUGGGGGACCCGCAUCUUUCCCAAAUCCCGAAAGUCGAAUCACAGAACCGGUGGAAAGCCCGACAUCACGUAUGAAGUUGGAAAAGAUCGAUCGCAGCGACCCUCAUUUCCCUCGGCCGCCAGGGACAGUCAGUCCUCAGGUCAUGAAGCAGAGAACGCCCGAUCUUAAGGACAGGGAAGCCGCAGAACAGCAAGAUAGAGACCGGGAGAAUAGCGACGCCGCGAUGGCCUCUUCCGAUGAUGGGGCGGAAUCGUCCGUUGGCGGGGAUAAGAAGCAGUCAUCGGAUUCCAAAAGCGAAAAGAAGAAGAUGAAACGAUUCCGAUUGACCCAUAACCAAACUCGCUUUUUGAUGAGCGAGUUCACUCGCCAGGCUCAUCCCGAUGCUUCGCACCGCGAGAGACUAUCGAAGGAGAUUCCGGGGUUGACCCCGCGCCAGGUCCAAGUCUGGUUCCAGAACAGACGAGCAAAGCUCAAGCGACUUACAAGCAAUGACCGAGAGCGCAUACUGAAAUCACGAGCGUUGCCAGAUGACUUCGAUACCACUCAGGUUUUACGCACCCCCUUCGACCAUAAAACGUCAUCAGAGGCACCAAUGCUCCUCACUGAUGGACUGCCCCGACUGAACGACGAUGACUAUGUGAUUUCGCCACUGAGCUCGGCCUCGACGACAGGGAACUUCUCAUCGGCUGUGGACAGGCAUUUCGAAAACUACCCCCAGGCUGGCAUGCCGGCUAGAGCUGGACCAGCUCCCCUCUCAGACAUUCACCGGAACAAUCGCAGCGCUUUCCCCUUCCCGAGAUCGAGCAGCUUCUCGGAGACCUACAACCGUGGACUCCACUUCCCCGGACAAUUUUCGAGGCCUGGUGUGGAGUCACUGGGUCAUCCCAGCAUGGCGUAUGCUCGACGUCCGGUAGACUACGGGUUGAAUCGGCCAGCCAAUGGCCUGGUUGUUGGCUAUGAUCACCAACGAGCCAUGGAGGGAUCGGUGUCACCCACAGGGCCGCCAGACCAGCCAGUCCAGUACAAUGUGGAGAAUCACCGUACGUCCCCCCCACGGUUUUAUGGUGACCACGCGCUAACAGUCGGAACCACCAGACCAGCAAAUACACAAUUACCAGUCCUCGCUGGCAAUGCCGGCCCCAAGGGAUAUGCGGGCAUGGAAAUCAACCCUCACAUCCAGCAACAGGGACGGCAGAUACCAGCGAUGCAUUCCGUGCCGGUUUCGGAAGCACCCGACUACCGGCCCUACUCGUAUGACCACCACCCCUACAGUAUGAGCCAUGCGAUGCCUUACUCCCAUCCCAAUGCUUCCAGCAUGAGCCUCCCCGCUUCUCUUCCUUCCGAUUCGAACAGCGUCUCCCAGGGGCCUGUGGUCACGUCGGCCGAGGACCGCAUGAACCACCCUCCGCCACAACUCAUCGACCCGCUGAGGGCCAAGUUCGGCAACCAAACAUUUGAAUAUGCGAACUACCUAUAAUUCAAAGGUCGCUAGGACCCCUGGAAGCGCCCCUUCUUCUCCACCGCCCUGCAUAUCCUAAUCUUCACGGAACUCUAUAUUCAUUUUAAUCAGCCGGGAGUGUCUGCAUUUUUUUUUCUUCCCCCUCCCGGCUUGCAUUGGACAUGCCGACAUCCUG